AUGAAUAUUGGAGGAAAAAGAGAAUUCCACGUGGUCUUAGAAUCCCAAAAGCUCCGACAUUGUGUAGCUGCUGAUGCUAAUGAGAUCCACAAAGAAAUCGUUUCAUUGGAAGAGAAAAUUAAGUCUACAUCCUACGUUGAUCUUGACUCCAUCCUUGCUUCCAUCAAGUUAUCCACAGACAUAUACCGAGAUAAUCUGAAGGAGAUCAAGUUCAAAAAAUACAAACGAGAUACGGAGGAUUACCUUCGACAUGAGGUAUAUCCUUGGGAUGUUAAACCUGUGUUUAUCACCUCUAACAUUGGAGGCAGCGCUAGAAAGGAGAGCAGUGUAGAAACUAGGGGAUCAUUUGGAUCUACAUCACAGUUCCGUAGUCGAACGAGAGGCACUGGCCAAAGUGAUUCUAUGGAGAGAGACUGCAACAAAAAAGAAGAAAUGUCGGAGAGGCUCAAGGGCCUCAAAGAAAUCUACGACCGUGGACUCGGAGCUUCUCAAAGAGACGGGCCAAACCACUUCAUGACAUUACUGCCAGGGAUGGUGGCCCUGAAAGCCAUUAAAACUACUACAGUUUUUGCCAAGAUGCAUGAAAUACAGAGUGUAAAGCUGAUUCCAAAGGCUGAAUACCGAAUCUGGAAUAACCAGUCAGUGGGCUUCCCUAAAAAGGAUUACCUCAAAACAGUGACCCCAGAUAGGUACCCUUCUAACCCUCAAGUUCAGGAGUUGUGGGAAGCACUCUAUGGUUGUUCCCCCUCCACAUCCAGCUUGAACAGUCAUUUGCCCUCCUGCACAGGAAAGGAACUUCUCAGAAAAGAACACUCUGCCUACAUGAACACAUCCAGCCCUCGUGUGGCCUACCAUGUAUAUAAAGUAGUGUAUGCCUUUGCUCAUUCUCUACAUAAUCUCAUUCACUGUAAACCUGGAAAUGGACCGUUUGAGAAUGUCUCAUGUGCAAACCUCAACAAUGUGUUUCCAUGGCAGCUUCAGCAUUAUUUACAGGAAAUUUCUUUCUCUGUUUCUGGAGAAGAAGUCAAUUUUGAUGUUAAGGGAGAUUCAAUCCCAUCAUAUGAUUUGAUAAACUGGCAAAGACACGCAAGUGGAGAUAUUCAGUUUGUUAAAGUGGGCCUCUAUGAUGGUGCUCAGCAAACUGGGAGCGAACUGGUGAUUGAGGAGCAGGCCAUCAUGUGGUCUAACCAACAGAAGAAGGCAAGGUCUGUAUGCAGUAACAGCUGCACUCCAGGAUUCAGGAAGGCUGUCCGUCGUGGGCAACCUCUGUGCUGCUUUGAUUGUGUUCCAUGUGAUAUUGGCAAGAUCAGUAAUCAGACAGAUUCAAUAGAUUGUCUGUCAUGCCCUGAAGAUUAUUGGUCCAAUGUUAAUGGAACAAUAUGUGUCCCGAAGGCAGUUGAGUUUCUCUCCCAUGAUGCAAUGGGAAUCACCCUGACUGUGAUAGCUGUAGUGGGAGCCUUUCUGACUGUCACAGUUCUGGUGAUAUUUUUAUAUAACAGAGGAACCCCUAUAGUCCGUGUGAAUAACUCAGAACUCAGUUUUUUCAUCUUGUUAUCACUGACUCUGUGUUUUCUCUGUGCUUUGGUGUUUAUUGGGGAACCUACAUCCUGGUCCUGCAUGCUGAGGCACACUGCCUUCAGCAUCACUUUCUCUCUCUGCAUCUCCUGCAUCCUGGGCAAGACUUUAGUGGUGCUGGCAGCUUUUACAGCUACCCGACCUGGUAGCAAUAUAAUGAAAUGGUUGGGCCCCACACAGCAGAGAAUAAUCAUCUUCUGCUGCACUCUGGUCCAGGUGGUCAUAUGUACUGCUUGGCUUACAAUAUCCCCUCCUUUCCCCUAUAGAAACACUAAAUAUCAACAGUCCAAGAUCAUCCUUGACUGCAGUGUGGGCUCUGAUCUGGCCUUCUGGUGUGUGUUGGGAUAUAUAGGCCUUUUGGCCUGUGUCUGCUUUUUUCUGGCUUUUCUGGCCCGAAAGUUGCCAGGCAAUUUUAAUGAGGCCAAAUACAUCACCUUCAGCAUGCUUAUAUUCUGUGCAGUGUGGCUGGCAUUUGUACCGGCAUAUGUCAGUUCACCUGGUAAAUUUACUACUGCUGUGGAGAUUUUUGCUAUUUUAGCUUCUAGUUUUGGCCUGCUCUUCUGCUUGUUCACCCCCAAAUGUUACAUUAUUUUAUUAAAGCCCGAGAAGAAUACAAAGCAACAUUUAAUGGGAAAAGUUACAAAAUAA
This is a messenger RNA of Sinocyclocheilus anshuiensis, 2223 nucleotides long. Its product is annotated as extracellular calcium-sensing receptor-like. The coding region runs from base 1 to 2223 and encodes 740 amino acids. The record is from RefSeq and is a predicted model, not a curated record. Lineage: Eukaryota; Metazoa; Chordata; Actinopteri; Cypriniformes; Cyprinidae. Gene Ontology annotation, molecular function: G protein-coupled receptor activity. Gene Ontology annotation, cellular component: plasma membrane. Gene Ontology annotation, biological process: G protein-coupled receptor signaling pathway. The transcript is spliced from 8 exons.